AUGAAGAGUGCUCCUCCUCAUCCCUUUCUUCUGCUUUGGUGCAACGCUAUAAAUUUGGGCUACCCGGUUGGCCACUCCCUUUUCUUCAAUUCCCCUGUGGGAGAGGAGGAGUCCGUGAAAGACCAAAGUUCUCUGGCAGAAGUUUUCAGUGACGCCCUGGAAAUAUCCCAAGAUGUGACUUUGACAGGGCUUGAAGCCUCAGAGGAGGCAGACGGCAGAGAGGAGCCAGAACAUGGGGAAGGACAGAAUGACGGACAGAAGGCCGGUCCAUCUUCAGCUGACUCUGCUGAUCCUGAGUCAAAGUGGGUCGUGGGAGCUCAGUGUCGGGCAGUGUGGUCUGUAGAUGGGAAGGAGUAUCCAGCAACUGUGGUGUCUGUGGAUGGCAACAACUGCAGAGUUCAUUUCACUGGCUAUGGCAAUGAGGAGGACAUGGAACUGAGUGCGCUUCAGAGUCCUAAUGCUGCACCACAAAUGGAGAACUCACAUGCUCAGGACUGGAGGCCUGGUUCUCGAUGUCGGGCGGUGUAUUCAGAGGAUGGUUUGUUUUAUCCUGCUGUGGUUCUGUGGGUAAAAGGUCAGCGCUGCCGCAUUCGCUUUGAUGACUACAACAAUGAGGAGGAGCAAGAUGUUAACUGCCUGCUGAGUCCCGAUGAGCUCUAUGGACCCAGCAGAGCCGCCACAAUCAAGGCCAGCAACUGGAGGUCCAAUUUAACAAGCAGGCGGAGAAGUCGGGAGAACCAAGGAGAACGAGGAGCAGAGAGGAGGUCUGCAGGGAAAGAUGAUCAGAACUACUCCAGAGAUAAGGAGAGACCUGGUGAUCAGCGCAAAGUGGAGAAAGAAGCUGAGGAGAAGAAAGAAAGCCAGCAGACAGUAGGAGCAGAAAAGACAACCAGUCACAGCUUCCCUCCUUUUCCUCCUCCUCCUCAUUCUGCCUCAGAGGAUCGCUUGUCCUUCCUGACUCCACCCCCUUUUCCUCCUCCUCCUCCCUCGUGGAUGUUUGGUGGGAAAGAGUCUGAUGGCUCUCCUGGCACUGAUUCCACAUCCAGCAUGUUGAUGUUGUGGUACAUGUGUGGCUUCCACACGGGCAGCUUCAUGGCUCAGCAGAUGUUCAAGCCGACCUCCAGAGACUGAGAGUCGAGAGAAUCAAGGGACAAGAUGCAGUUGGGAUGUUCACCUUUCAUUCACAGCUCACGUUCAUUUGUAUUCUGAUUAUUGUUUGUAUUUCUGCAAGUAUUUUAUUUGUUCUUAGUUGAAUGUUGUCAUGGAAACGGUGCAUGUAGUGGAAUUUUUGUUGUUGUUUAUUUUUUUUGAAGCGAAUAUGAAGUGUUUGUUUCAAAGUUGCAGCUGUUGACAAAUUAAAUCAGAUUAUUUGUUAUUAAAAAGAAAGCUGGAUUACC
Messenger RNA from Neolamprologus brichardi, 1397 nucleotides. The record is from RefSeq and is a predicted model, not a curated record. NCBI's taxonomy places the organism in Eukaryota, Metazoa, Chordata, Actinopteri, Cichliformes, Cichlidae.